Messenger RNA from Zingiber officinale, 1314 nucleotides. RefSeq names its product DNA polymerase-like. The record is from RefSeq and is a predicted model, not a curated record. NCBI's taxonomy places the organism in Eukaryota, Viridiplantae, Streptophyta, Magnoliopsida, Zingiberales, Zingiberaceae. Gene Ontology annotation, molecular function: nucleotide binding; DNA-directed DNA polymerase activity; DNA binding. The transcript has 3 exons. The coding region runs from base 1 to 1314 and encodes 437 amino acids. Gene Ontology annotation, biological process: DNA replication.
AUGAACAAGCCAUGGACACUCUUUUCAUCCGCCGAAGAUCAGCAGGAGUCAGACACUGCAUGGCUCAUCCAUCAGCAGAACAACCCGGCUCAAGAGCUCAGGAACGAGGAAGCAGGGAUUGAAGAAAUGGCAGAAAAUGGUGAAGAUUAUCCUGUAUAUGAUUUGGUUUCAGAAUAUGUGGGAAUAGUAGCUGAAGAAUACAAAGAUGCUGAUGUAGUAAGUAUUAGAAUUCGUAUCUAUCUUGAUGGUAUUAAGCAAGGUCCCCCACUGAAUCUCUCCGAUGAUGAGGUUCUGAUGAGGAUGAGUUCAUGGAUAGUCUAUGAAUCUUGCUCUAAUCAAUUAAAAGCUGUCCCCGUAGGUGGACAUAGUAAGCGUCGUUAUAGCGAAUAUCUCACCCCUCUCAAAGGAACGAGAAAAGAGAAGGGUGGGUUUAUUGUAGCUGAUACAGAAACAUUACUUAUUCAUAAAGAGGAUGCAUCUACAAUAGAGAAUAAGAAAGUGAAUAUUCCAUACGCUAUAGGUUUCUUAUUGGUUAGUCCAGGCGAUGAUCUUUCUUCACUGACUAGUAAUGUUAUUGAGACCUAUUUCAGUGAAGAAUAUCCAGAUUUUCUAUAUACAUCCUUUGAAGAAAGGAGUUCUAAGAUGAUGAAGGAUUUUGUAGAUCGUUUAGCUCUUGUAUGUGAAAAAGAUCGAGAAAUCAAAACAGUCUAUUUCCAUAACUUUGCACGAUUCGAUGGUAUUCUCUUAUUGAAACAUUUCUUGAAUCUUGGUGAUAAGUAUUCAAUCAAACCAUUAAUUGUUAAUAAGCAUUUAUACGAGAUCUCAGUAUAUAAAGGAAAGAAACUUCUCUUUCAUCUAAGGGAUUCCUAUACAUUACUACCUAGUAGUUUGAAGUCUUUAGCUUCAAAUCUCUGUCCUUCCUUAGGAGCCAAAGGUUACAUCGACCACAAGUCGGUGACAGUGGAGAAUCUAAGCGAUCAGAAAGACCAGGAAUACAUGAAACAGGAUAUAAGGCUCUUAGGUGGGAUUAUGCUCAAAGCUCAAGAGAUUAAUAGGUCUAACUAUAGCGUGGAUAUAGUGUCCAAAUUGACCGUCUCCUCACUAGCUCUCACUAUCUUUCGUACACGCUAUUAUAAUGAUAAGAAAUUUGCUAUUUAUAGACCUUAUAUGAGCGAAGAUCACUUUAUUAGGCGUGGAUAUUAUGGUGGCCAUGCCGAUGCAUAUAUCCCAUUUGGUGAGAACCUCGUAUAUUACCUUGUAGCUAGUGAUGGGUAUCUUCGGGGAGGAAACCCCCCUCCCCGGCCCAUCAUCUAG